AUGUACCAGAGUUGUCUUUUCGCUGAAAUGUUCUUAUAUUGUUUUUACGGCAACGAAGUCAUUUUAAAGAGCGACAAACUUACGCAGUCUGCUUUCAUGUGUGGAUGGGCUGACGCUCCUAAAGAAUUUAAACAAAAUCUGAUCAUUUUUAUGACUCGGACUCAGUUUCCUAUAGAGUUGUCUGCAGCCGGAUAUUUCAAGCUCUCGAUUGACACCUUUAAAUCCAUUGCAAAAACUACGUGGUCUUAUUUUGCUGUCCUUAAGCAAGUUUAUGAAUAAAGCGAACUAGAG
Molecule: messenger RNA, 291 nt
Organism: Zophobas morio
Lineage: Eukaryota; Metazoa; Arthropoda; Insecta; Coleoptera; Tenebrionidae
Product: odorant receptor 4-like
Exons: 3
Coding region: 1-279 (92 amino acids)
Biological process (GO): sensory perception of smell; detection of chemical stimulus involved in sensory perception of smell
Cellular component (GO): plasma membrane
Molecular function (GO): odorant binding; olfactory receptor activity
Source: RefSeq, a predicted model, not a curated record